Drosophila mauritiana is the source of this 655-nucleotide messenger RNA. Its product is annotated as C-type lectin 37Da-like. NCBI's taxonomy places the organism in Eukaryota, Metazoa, Arthropoda, Insecta, Diptera, Drosophilidae. The record is from RefSeq and is a predicted model, not a curated record. The coding region runs from base 1 to 573 and encodes 190 amino acids. The transcript has a single exon.
AUGUUGUCGACCAAGUUAGUUUGCAUCGCACUGGUCAGCCUGGUUUUUGGCCAAGUUUAUUUAGUGGCCAGCGAGGAAACCAUUGCUGUUUGUCCCACCAACUUCACCCAGGUGGCGGAUAAGUGUCUCCUGGUGGAUGGUAGUUGGAAGAACUUCUACGAGUCGGAUCGCCAUUGUCGAUCCCUUAACGCCGGACUUCUGAGCAUUAGCAAUCCAACGGAGUUCAAUGCCAUCAACGAAUGGCUGCCGAUCAUUGCACCCUACCAGCCGGAGUUCUGGACAUCCGGAAACAAGCUGGGCGGAACUUCCGAUUACUACUGGCAGAGCACUGGACAAAGUGCUCUCUACCUUCCCUGGAGUGCUGGUCAACCCACUGCCACCGCCGGUGAUUGUCUUACACUGAUGGCCAACGUCACCAUGACUCCCGAAGAAGCCAUAUUGAGUGUGCACCGCCUCACGGUGAAGCCCUGCAGCCAAUGGGCACCCCACAUCUGCCAGGCUCCGUUGCAAAUCUUCAAGACCCAGCUUUGCCUUAAUACUACUGCUUUCUUCGAGGCGAAGAUACUGGUUUAAGUCAAUCUAGGAGGCCAUAAUUGUUCGCUUUUAAUAAUUCAAGAAUUAUAAAUUGCCAUAACUAAAAAUUACGUUUUAAAUA